CUAAUCUAAGUAAUGGUUUAAAACACAUUUUAGAUUUCCUGCUUCCGCUUGAACACCAAUUAACUCAGUAGAUACAUAUAAAUAGGUAAAAUAUACGUUACUCAAGGGACAAGGAUUUCAACUUUUCAACGUUUGCCCUGACGACAGAUUGGUGGAGAGUACUAUUGAUCGGCCGGCCGGCCGGCCGUACGUAUGAAGACGAUGAACGCUUCGACGACUAAUUGCACGGAUGAUUUCGACGCCGAUUGCGGGACAGUUUCACAGUUCUUGGAAGUUUUUGAUUUCGUUGGAGUGUGUGUCGUAGUUGUGAUGAUAGUAGUCAGCCUGUACAAGUUUGUCCGACGCCGCUGCUUUCCUCCUCCUCCUCCUCCUGAUGAUCAAGAUAAUAACAAUAACCACACUAGUAAUAGUAAUAAUAAUAGCGUCGUCGUCGAAGUUAAUCAAGCAGCAGCUAGCGGCGGGUUGAGGAAUACCGUCAGGGUUUUCAAGAAAAGUGGCGGAGAAGGCGACGAAGAACAAGAAAGAGUAGGAGAUGAAUGUUCGAUUUGCUUAGAAGAGUUGAAGAACGGGGAGGAGUGCUCUUCUCUUGACGUGUGCGGGCAUUUGUAUCACAAGGAGUGCUUUGAGCCUUGGCUCGCUCAAAACCAUGAUUGUCCUUUGUGUCGCGCUUCCGUUCAUACCAGACCGACAACGGUCGGUAUGUUUCGACAGGGUGGAGGAGGUAUGUGUAUAGUUUAGAAUUGUCUAUGGUUUGGUUUCUCGAUAAUUAUAUUUUUUUUUUAUAGGAGAUUAUAAUUUAUGUAUGUGAAUUGUCGAGCAAAACAAUGGAAACUGGUUCGAUGGUCAAUUUCUGUUUUACCCUCCAAAGUAUCUAUAAAUUCGAUUGUGUAAAAGAUCUGCCUUCAAAAGUUAGUGAGGGAUUUUGAUAUCAAACAAGAACGAGAUUUUAGGUGGAUAAACAAGCUCUCAGAAAGGUACAUAGGUUUUUUGAGAUGAGAAAGUAGUUUGUUCCGUUUGUUUUCACAUGGUGAAACUUGAAUUCAAUGAUGGAAUUGACACGCAAGUUGUCGACAUGAUUUCGUUUGGUUUGGUUAAUAACAUGCAUCAAUUUUCAUAUUGUUCAUGUAGUGGAAUACUCCAAAUAUUUUAGCCCAGUAGAAAGUUUAUAUAUAUAAACGGCCAAAUACACUUUCAUAGCCACAAUUUUCAUGUUUGCAUGACAGUUAUAGACAAAACUUUCGAAAUACACCGAAAUAGCCAGAAUUUUGAUGAUUGUUUGCCAAAUCUAAUAAUUUUUGUUGCAAAUUUUAACGAUGUUUUGAGAUUCUGUCAGGUAAAGACAACACACGAAAUACAAGCUAAUACAGGGAUGACAACGGGGCAUGAACAGGGCGGAUAUUGCUAAAUCCGUGCCCCGCUUUGCUCUUGAAAUUUUGAUAUGCCCUGCCCUGCGACUUGCAAAGGGUCCGUAAUUUUUGCCCUAAACAUUACCCCGCGCGAGCGGAUAAAAUUCGACCUGCUCCAUCUCUAUUUCACUGCACAAGGAAAGGCUAAAUCCAAACCAGGGAGAAAGAAACACUCCUGGCCUCCGUAAAAUCAUAUAAUGGAAAGGGUGGGAGGGCAAAAAUGGAUCCAGUGAGGGAGCAGGAUGAUGGCUCAUAGAAAGGAAGAUUGGCCACCUCAGAGCUACACCAAACAGAGAAAGGAAUGGUGAACAUGAGAAAGGGAAAGAAGAAAAAGAAAAAACUUAUUCGUCGCCCUAGAAUAGCUUAUUUGUGGUUUUAAAUCUUAUUGAAUUUACACAAAUGUUCUUGUUUUCUAUUUUUUGGGGUAUCCGACGGGUUGAAAAUAUGUCCCGGAACGUUGGACACGGGUUGAAAACCUAUCCCGGUACAUCUCGGACAGGUACGAAAGGCUCAAACAAACAAGUUCGUGGUCCUUUAGCUGGUAUUUCCAUGAAAAGAAGGAACCUGUUUGAUAUACGUAACAUUACCAUUAGGCACAUGCUACAUUCUUCUCUCACAAUUGAGGACCAUCCUUUCUCAUCAUUCAUGUAAUUUUAAUGGUUACUUGAAAGCUGUUUAGCAAUAAUUUUUUCAUUUGCAGGCUGCAUUGGAGUACAUAAUAUAUCGUUGGUUCUCGUGUAGAUUGAAGAUCCCAAGUUGGCGUGGAUUGAUGGUGACGUUACGAGGAUAAGUGGCAAAUAUGUCCAAGUACAGACUACAAAUGGGAAAUCCUCCUACACGACAACGACAGCAACACAGCAGGUGGGCGGGGAGUGAAUUCGGCGACAUCAGCAGCGGCUUCGUCCUCCUCCUCCCAGCAACAGCAACACGACAGCGGCAGGGAGCAGUUCUGGGUUUUGCCAAGAAUGUGACUAUUGGAGGCUGCGGAUUUUUGUUGUCCAGAGAAGGGUCUAGGGUUUAGGUUUGAUUUGGGGUAGGGGCAUAUGUGUCAUUUCAGUGUAUUUUAGGGUGAUAAAAUUUAAAUUUUAAGACAAUAAAUAGCGAUUCAAUACUUAAAUUUAAAAUUUAAAAUUUAAUAUGUAUAUCAAAUAUUCAAAUUCAUACUUAUCACGGGUCUGAUCGAAAUCCUCCCCCAUUACAAAUAGGAUCGGAGAAUAUCCACCGCCAUCCCCGACCCCUAACUUAAUGCUUCCCCUAAGCAAAAACAAAAACAGAAAAUAAUGCUUUGACAAUUGG
Molecule: messenger RNA, 2702 nt
Organism: Linum trigynum
Lineage: Eukaryota; Viridiplantae; Streptophyta; Magnoliopsida; Malpighiales; Linaceae
Source: the annotation of a GenBank genome assembly